GUUAAAAAAACUUGUAUAACGCUCAAUAGAUUUCGCUGUUCCGCUGUAAAUUCCUUCCAACAACAAUAUCAAAGGAACUACCGGCUUUAUAAAAAGUUUAUUGGGAAUUGCAGACAUGCAAUUUAUUUGAAGGGUUUGGAAUAGGAGCUGCUGACAGAUGUAUAAUUUUGUUCCGAUUUUCAUUAAAUUUUGUAAAAGCGGGUAAUAAAUUCGAAGCUGUUUUAAUUUGCUAAAAUUAUUUAAUAAGGAAUUUUUUAUAAUUCGAAAUGAGUCACCAUUACGUUGUGACGGCUCAAAAACCCACGGCGGUAAUUGCUUGUGUUACUGGGAAUUUUACAUCUCCCACUGACCUGAAUUUAAUAGUGGCAAAAACUUCUCAAAUUGAUAUAUUCCUAGUAACACCUGAAGGCUUGCGACCUUUAAAGGAGAUAAAUAUAUAUGGACAAAUUGCGGUUAUGAAGCAUUUUCGACCACAGGACUCCCAAAAAGAUUUAUUAUUUAUAUUAACGCAUCGGUAUAAUGCCAUGAUUCUCGAAUGUAAAAUGAAAGGAGACGAUAUAACUGUUAUUACUAAGGCUCAUGGAAAUGUUUAUGAUCAAGUCGGGAAAUCAUCUGAAAAUGGUAUAAUUGCAGUAAUAGACCCUAAAGCGCGUGUUAUAGGAAUGUGUAUGUAUAUUGGCGUUUUUACUAUAAUUCCUCUUGACAAAGAUUCAGGCGAGCUGAAAGCUACGAGCUUAAGGAUGGACGAGCAAUUAGUUUAUGAUGUUGAGUUUCUGUAUGGUUGCGUCAACCCAACAAUAAUUGUAAUUCAUAAAGAUAAUGAUGGACGUCACGUAAAAACCCAUGAAAUAAAUUUGCGUGACAAAGAAUUUAUGAAAAUAGCGUGGAAACAAGAAAAUGUCGAAACUGAAGCUUGCAUGCUCAUUCCCGUGCCAACUCCGUUAGGCGGUGCUAUUGUAAUUGGAAGAGAAUCUAUAGUUUACCAUGACGGAAGUACAUAUGUUGCUGUUGCUCCGUCAAUUUUCAAGCAAAGUACAAUCAAUUGUUAUGCAAGGGUGGACGUCAAAGGCUUAAGAUAUUUGUUAGGAAAUAUGAGUGGGCAGUUAUUUAUGUUGUUUUUAGAAACAGAAGAUAAUCCAAAAGGAAACCCUUUUGUUAAAGAUUUAAAAGUCGAGCUUUUAGGGGAGAUUUCAAUUCCUGAGUGCAUUACUUACCUUGAUAAUGGGGUUCUUUUCAUUGGAUCAAGACAUGGAGACUCUCAAUUAGUUAAAUUAAGUGUAUCUGUUAAUGAAAGUGGAUCUUACGUGGUUCCAAUGGAAACUUUUACAAACUUAGGUCCAAUACUCGAUUUAUGUGUAGUGGAUUUGGACAGACAAGGACAAGGGCAAAUUAUUACUUGCUCCGGAAGCUUUAAAGAGGGAUCCCUAAGGAUAAUUAGAAUUGGUAUUGGAAUACAAGAACAUGCAUGCAUAGAUUUGCCCGGUAUCAAGGGAAUGUGGUCAUUGAAAGUUGGAAAUGAAAACACAAAUUAUGAAAACACACUUGUACUUGCUUUUGUGGGACAUACGAGAGUUUUGACAUUAACGGGAGAAGAAGUAGAAGAAACUGAUAUUCCCGGCUUUUUAUGUGAUCAACAAACAUUUUAUUGUGGAAAUGUUGAAUUUGACCAAAUAAUACAAGUAACUCCUUUAUCAGCGAGAUUAGUCAAAAUUGGAAGUAAAAACAUGGUAGAUGAGUGGAAACCCCCUGGCGACAAAAGAAUUGGAGUAGUAGCUUGUAAUAAUAACCAAUUGGUGUGUGCUUCAGCUAAUGAGGUGUAUUAUAUUCACAUUGAGAAUAGCAAAUUAGAUGAAAAAUCAAGAAGAACCUUAGAAUAUGAAGUUGCUUGUUUGGACGUUACUCCUAUAGGAAACGAUACGAAAUCCGCUUUUGUUGCAGUGGGUCUCUGGACUAAUAUAUCAGCUGUUGUUUUAAACCUCCCAGAACUUGAUGUUUUGUAUACCCAAAAACUUGGAGGCGAAAUCAUACCGCGUUCGAUUUUAAUGACAACAUUUGAAGGUUGUCACUACUUGCUCUGUGCGCUUGGAGAUGGAUCUAUGUUCUAUUUUGUGCUGAACGAACAGGAUGGAUCUCUUUCAGACAGGAAAAAAGUUACCCUUGGGACUCAACCGACUAUUUUGAAAACCUUUAAAUCUUUUUCAACUUCAAAUGUGUUUGCUUGCUCCGACAGACCAACGGUUAUUUAUUCAUCGAAUCAUAAAUUAGUAUUUUCAAAUGUCAAUUUAAAAGAAGUAAACCACAUGUGCUCAUUAAAUGCAGAGGCGUAUCCAGAUAGUUUAGCAUUAGCGACAAAAAAUUCUGUUAUUUUAGGGACAAUUGAUGAAAUACAAAAGCUACAUAUUAGAACAGUACCUUUAGGAGAGGGGCCAAGGCGAAUUGCAUACCAGGAAAGCUCUCAAACAUUUGCAGUUUCAACUAUACGUACCGAUGUUCAAGAAACAUCUGGGCUGGUCCCAUCAAGACCCAGUGCCUCAACACAGGCUCAAAAUAUUACUUCAUCAAGCAACACUUUACCAAAAUCUGGUACAUCGGGAACCUCAGCGACAAAUAUUGAAAUUGGUCAAGAAAUCGAAACGAACAAUUUGUUGAUUAUUGAUCAAAACACUUUUGAAGUUCUUCAUGCUCAUCAAUUUAUGCCUUCUGAAUAUAUUGUUUCCUUGAUGUCUGCUAAGUUAGGUGAAGAUCCAAAUACAUAUUAUGUAAUUUCAACGGCUAUUAUACAUUACGAAGAACCUGAGCCUAAGGUCGGAAGAAUAAUUAUAUUUCAUUAUAAUGAUGGAAAAUUAACACAAAUUGCUGAAACGAAAAUUGACGGCUCAUGUCAUGCUUUAGUUGAGUUCAAUGGCAAAGUUCUAGCUGGUAUUAGUAGUUUUGUAAGAUUGUAUGAAUGGACAAAUGAAAAAGAAUUACGAAUGGAAUGUAAUAUUCAAAGUAACAUCACGGCGUUAUACCUAAAAUCUAAAGGAGACUUUAUAUUAGUGGGGGACCUUAUGAGGUCAAUGACACUUUUGCAACAUAAACAAAUGGAAGGAAUUUUUGUAGAAAUCGCAAGAGAUUGUGACCCAAAAUGGAUGAGAGCUAUAGAGAUUCUUGAUGACGACACCUUUUUAGGAUCGGAAACUUUUUCUAAUCUUUUUGUUUGUCAAAAAGACAGUGCGGCAACAACAGAUGAAGAAAGGCAACUGUUACCUGAAGUAGCUAGAUUUCAUUUGGGAGAUGUUGUCAAUGUAUUCCGUCACGGUUCCCUUGUUAUGCAAAAUGUUGGUGAAAGAAGUACACCGAAUCAAGGGUGUGUACUAUAUGGAACAGUUAAUGGCGCUAUUGGAAUUGUUACUCAAAUCCCACAAGAUUUUUAUGAUUUUUUGCACGCUCUCGAAGAACGUUUAGCUCACACAAUUAAAUCUGUUGGCAAAAUAGAACAUUCAUUUUGGAGAAGUUUCUAUACAAAUCAAAAAAUUGAAGUGUGCGAAGGCUUUAUUGAUGGUGAUCUGAUUGAAAGUUUCUUAGAUUUAACCAGAAACAAAAUGUCAGACACCGUAAAAGGGCUCGAGAUGACUGUCAAUGGAACAAAACAGGAAGUUACUGUGGAAGAUGUUAUUAAAGUGGUUGAAGAUUUAACGAGAAUUCAUUAAGAUCUUAUUGUGUCUAAAAAUGUUAUAUUACAAUUAAAUUGAGCAAAUGUAGAUAUAUUUUUUGACUAAUAAAUAUUGGCGCCCGAAUUAAAUUUUUUA
Condylostylus longicornis is the source of this 3791-nucleotide messenger RNA. It is a transcript of the gene pic, whose product is annotated as DNA damage-binding protein 1. The record is from RefSeq and is a predicted model, not a curated record. Gene Ontology annotation, cellular component: nucleus; site of double-strand break. NCBI's taxonomy places the organism in Eukaryota, Metazoa, Arthropoda, Insecta, Diptera, Dolichopodidae. Gene Ontology annotation, molecular function: protein binding; nucleic acid binding. Gene Ontology annotation, biological process: DNA repair; proteasome-mediated ubiquitin-dependent protein catabolic process. The coding region runs from base 267 to 3692 and encodes 1141 amino acids. The transcript is spliced from 13 exons.